AUGAGCCACCAUACAGUCUCCGUCUUCGAUCACGACUGGCCUCUGCCUCCUCUACUUCCGUCCCGACGCGAAAGCGCAUUUUCCACCUCGACCGUCCACGGCACCAAACUCCCCGUGCCUCACCUCGAACAUCCCAAACUCCGCGACGAGCCCUCCCUCCGCAUCUCCUUUCUGGAAGAGCAGACCGUCCAAAGCGCCUGCACGGUCUUUACCACCAAGCUCUCAUAUACUUUUGAGGACUGGCAGGACUGCGUGCAGUUCCAGGAGCUCAUCCUGGCCGCAAAACUCGUUCUUAUCGCCGGCAUCGCCGAAGCAAAAUCCAAAGGCCGCGGGGAGGAAUGCAUCAGCCAGAAUCUACGGAUCUUCCGCGGAUACAACGGGAAACAGGUCAUGCUGUUUUUCGCCAACUCGCAGCGCAAGGAGCUAAAGCGAUAUGUGUCGAUUCCUGGUAUGGGGCCCCUUCAAUCUUCACUGGCAGCACUUUAUCCCAUCUACGCAACUAUACUGACACUGUGCGAAGUAAAUUGCAUCGAAACAGUGAAUCCCGGCAAAAAGGCCGGUCGACCGGUGGUGCUGGACCUCCAGCCGAACUUUGAUCUCCUAUCGCAGAUGAAAACACUGCAUAUCCAGUUCCUGGACGAUCAGGAUACGGUCUCAGAGCAGAGGAUUUCUGGUACCCUACUACUAGGUUCCACGACAAGGGACAGGCACAGGCACAGGCACGGGGAUUCAGGAUUACCAAUACAGGGAAUCGCCAAGGCCGUGCAUGCAGUGAUUGGAUAUUGA
Aspergillus fumigatus Af293 is the source of this 786-nucleotide messenger RNA. The record is from RefSeq and is a predicted model, not a curated record. Lineage: Eukaryota; Fungi; Ascomycota; Eurotiomycetes; Eurotiales; Aspergillaceae.